Rotaria sordida is the source of this 585-nucleotide messenger RNA. The record is from the annotation of a GenBank genome assembly. NCBI's taxonomy places the organism in Eukaryota, Metazoa, Rotifera, Eurotatoria, Philodinida, Philodinidae.
AUGGGCGAUUAUCAGAGAGCUGAACGCUAUUUUCGUAUGUUACUGGAAUAUAUGCCUGAAGGUCAUCCGAAUACGCAUCGCGUUUACUCGUGUUUGAGAAUAAUUGCUCGCGAUAAAGGAGAUCAUCAAAUGUCAUUAAAAUAUCAUGAAAAAGCUCUAGAAUACUUGAAUAAAUCGAGUAUUUAUAAUGAACAGGAAAAUAUCGGUCGAGAAUAUGUUGGCAUGGGUACAGCACAUAACCGUCUUGGUGAUCUUGAUUUAACUUUGAAAUAUUUUACUAUGGCUACUGAUAUCCAAACAUCACCUAAAUCACAUUCAUAUACAUACAAUCAAAUUGCCCUAUUAUAUCGAGAUAAAGGUAACGCACAAUUAGCUUUAGAAUAUUUUCAAAUAACAUUACACAUUGAAGAACAAAUCUUAAAAACAAAUCAGUAUAAUUCUGUAAUGGCAACUAUGUAUAAUAAUAUCGGUGAAAUAUAUGUACAAUUGGAUGAUAAUGAAAAUGCUUUAAAACAUUUACAUCAUGCAUUAGAUAUUCGUCUCAAAGGUACUGUUUUUACUCAUACAGAUCUUGCUGCAAUUUAA